AAUACCGAAUGGAUGCUGGGAGGCAGAGGCAGAUUUUUUCCCCUUGUUUUCCUCCUCUAAAGCUAUUACGCGUCUUAUGGUCAAUGUGGGUCUGAUGGUCUGGUGCGUCUUAUAGUGUGAAAAAUACGGUAUUUGUCAGUUCUAAAGAUAGCUAUGGUUUCUCUUUCUUGGAAUAAAUACUGUCUUUAAUAUUCUCAGGGAUAAGUAUAGAUACUACGCCUGUCUGAUGAGAGCAAGAUUUGAUGAGCACAAGGAUGAAAAAGACAUGGUUAAAGCAACCAAGCUGUUGAUGGCCGCCGAAGAAGAAUUUUGGGAAAGGCAACAUCCUCAGCCGUACAUCUUUCCCGACUCUCCAGGUGGCACAAGCUAUGAGAGAUACGAGUGCUAUAAGUCACCCGAAUGGAUCCUAGAAACGUGGCAUCCAUCUGAGAAAGCAAUGUACCCAGAUUACUUUGCUAAGAGAGAACAAUGGAAGAAACUGCGCCUGGAAAGUUGGGACAAGGAG
Messenger RNA from Thamnophis sirtalis, 505 nucleotides. Lineage: Eukaryota; Metazoa; Chordata; Lepidosauria; Squamata; Natricidae. The record is from RefSeq and is a predicted model, not a curated record.